Messenger RNA from Eucalyptus grandis, 759 nucleotides. RefSeq names its product polyubiquitin 8. Gene Ontology annotation, molecular function: proteasome binding; ubiquitin binding; polyubiquitin modification-dependent protein binding. The record is from RefSeq and is a predicted model, not a curated record. Gene Ontology annotation, biological process: proteasome-mediated ubiquitin-dependent protein catabolic process. The coding region runs from base 1 to 759 and encodes 252 amino acids. NCBI's taxonomy places the organism in Eukaryota, Viridiplantae, Streptophyta, Magnoliopsida, Myrtales, Myrtaceae. Gene Ontology annotation, cellular component: nucleoplasm; cytosol. The transcript has a single exon.
AUGAGGGUGAUUGUUGUCGUGUCGGGGCGCGAACUGGCGACCGAAGUCACCCGCCAAGAGACCGUCCUGGAAAUCAAGCAGAGAUUGGAACGGUUUCUCGGUAUCCCGACAUCCUCACAAACUCUAGCCGUGUGCGGGUUGGAAUUAGUAGACGGCCUCGACAUGGAUGACUACCCUUUCAUCAUCGAAGGAACCAAAAUCCAACUCACCGUUGAAGACGCCAAUCGUCCUCUAUCUAAUGGCUAUAGCAAAAUGCAGGUCGUCGUGAAGUUCCCCACGAGGAAAAUCAGUGUGGAAGUCGAUCAGACCGAGACGGUCCACAGCCUCAAGGAGAAGAUACACAUCCUGGAGGGUACGCCGAUCUCCAGGAUGUCGCUCUUCUUCUCCGGGAGAGAAUUGGAGGACGAUUUCCGGUCUCUGACCGAGUACGGUGUUGGGGAGUCUUCGGAAAUAGUUAUCUUCCUAAAGAACAGCAGCAGGCAGAGGCACGAGCCCCCUAGUAGGAGGCUCAGCAUCGUGGUCCAGACCUCGUCGAGCCUGCUCAAUGCAGCCGCAAUUCCUCUGGAAAUGAAGGACUCCUGCACCGUGGGUGACUUGAGGCAGAUGCUGCUGAGCCGCCAGAUUCUUCCCGCGGAUGACUAUAUCUUCAUACACAAGCAGAGGCUGAUGCGCUGUGAUUGCAGCCUGCGUUGGCACGGCGUGGAGGACGGCGAGACGCUCUAUGUAUUCAGAGGCACCGUGACGCGUGGUUCCUUCUGA